AUUCUAGAGAUGAGAGAUCUUCCUGCCGGGUGAGAUUCUGGGUAAGCAGGAUUUUUCUCGGGAAAAUGUCAUCGCUGGGAACAUCAAAGGGGAUUUUGGAGAUCGCCAAGUUCGGUGUGUAUGUGACCGUUCCCAUCUUUCUUAUGUACGCUUUCGCCAACAAUACCAAGAAUAUCCAGAAAUUCAUGGGCAAUCGUUCAUACAUAGUUUAUCCCGCAGAGGCACCAAGGCCUCCAUCACCAGAGGAGCUAAGGGAGAUGGCACGAGAAUUAGCUCGUGAGAGGAACAAUCGUUGAUAUUAGCGAAUUUUACAUCCUUUCAGUUGUGGUAAAUGUUCGUACCUCUAAACCAUAUAUUAUGUAAACUGAAGAUGUAUACUUUAUGGAUCUCCUUCCAAGGAGUAAAUAAUUUGUCUUGUUUGGAGAA
Molecule: messenger RNA, 426 nt
Organism: Hevea brasiliensis (rubber tree)
Lineage: Eukaryota; Viridiplantae; Streptophyta; Magnoliopsida; Malpighiales; Euphorbiaceae
Exons: 2
Coding region: 66-296 (76 amino acids)
Biological process (GO): mitochondrial respiratory chain complex IV assembly
Cellular component (GO): mitochondrion
Source: RefSeq, a predicted model, not a curated record